This is a messenger RNA of Etheostoma cragini (Arkansas darter), 1114 nucleotides long. Its product is annotated as uracil nucleotide/cysteinyl leukotriene receptor. Lineage: Eukaryota; Metazoa; Chordata; Actinopteri; Perciformes; Percidae. Gene Ontology annotation, biological process: phospholipase C-activating G protein-coupled receptor signaling pathway; positive regulation of Rho protein signal transduction. The record is from RefSeq and is a predicted model, not a curated record. Bases 148 to 1068 code for a protein of 306 amino acids. The transcript is spliced from 2 exons. Gene Ontology annotation, cellular component: membrane. Gene Ontology annotation, molecular function: G protein-coupled receptor activity.
CACCACACAAAAGAGCAGUUCUUCAUUGCUGACUUCCACUUCACCUGUCUCUUCUCACACUAGUGUUUCCCACUGAAGGUACAUAUAAAAGAAUUUGGCAUUUUGUAUCUCUUCGAUUAACGGCUGAUCCUCUCUACAAGAACAACAAUGAACAUCUCUGAGAAGGAGAUACAGGGCUUCUAUGGCAGUGACCCCCAUCAAGAGAACAUCAUAUUUUCCACAUUUUACAUGCUGAUUUUCAUCAUUGCUGUGCCUGGGAAUGCCUUGGCUCUCUGGGCCUUCUUUCACCAGCACAGCACGUCUCCAUCUAAGGUCUUCCUGAUGCAGCUGUCGGUAGCAGACAUCUCUUACAUCCUUAUUUUACCCAUGCGUAUGGUUUACCACCUGUCUGACAGCCACUGGCCGUUUGGACAUGUCCUCUGUCAACUAGCAGGCUUCCUAUUUUACCUUAACAUGUACUGCAGCCUAUACUUAAUGAGUUUCAUCAGCCUGGACAGAUUUUUGGCUGUGGUUCUACCCAUAAAAUCACGGUCAGUUAGGAAAGCUACGUAUGCAAAGGUAGUUGUUGGCAUACUUUGGGUGACAGUUCUUGUGUCUAUGAGUCCUUUACUUUUUUCUAAAAAGAACAUGACAAACAACUCAACUGGCAUCUGCGACAAGCUUUAUCUAGAGAAGACAUCUCCCAAAGCUUUAGUUUCCACUGUUGUGGCAUUCAUUCUUCCAUUCACCUCCGUAAUGGUUUCCUACAUACUGAUUCUGCUGAAACUAAGGGCAGUGAAACAACAGGGAAGAAAACCACUGAAGCACAAAGCUGUAAGACUGAUCAUCCUUAUUGUAAUGAACUUCCUGUUUGCAUUUGUGCCCUACCAUGUGAGCAGGGUAAUAUACAUUAAAAGUCACAGUCAUGGCCACAUGACUGCGGCAAGCUGGGCAUCACUAGGAAGAGCGAAUCGGAUCACAUCUGCACUGACUUGUGUUAAUGGUGUACUGGAUCCAGUGAUGUAUUUUUUCCUGAACCGUGCAUACAGGGACAAAUUGCUUAAGCUGUUCUGUAAAGGAAGAAGAUGAUCAAUGGGCAACAAAUGUUAUGUAGACCAUAAAUAUUUUCAAGCAA